UUCGCGUGGCGUGGUGCGUGUUGUUUUGGUGCGGAGUUGGAUCAGCUCCCCGAAGCUGACACUGUCGUGUUCGGUGCUCAGUCGCGGUUUCCAGCUCGUUCUACUUGGUUUUCCGCGCUCUGUUGCUGGAAUUUCAGUUUUCGUUUCGGGAUGCUUUUGGUGAAACUGGGCCUGAUUAAAAAAAGUAGUUCAGAAAUUUGAAACUUGGUCCGCAGUGAAAAUGACGACGAAAAGUUUUAAAGGUAUGGGAAACGCGGCGAAGUUAGGGUUGGUGGGUUUGUUAGCUACGACGGGGGGGCUGUAUGUUGCAAUCAAUAAUGCUUAUGGGGGCGACAAACGAGCCAUGAUGGACAAGUUACAUGUGCUAGCAGAUGGGCUGGGGCCGUCUGCAAUGCCCGUGUUUAUUUGUGUGCACACUAUAGCCAUCGCUUUGUGUUUUCCUUACGCCAUUAUCUUCGAAGCUGCCGCGUCCUUCCUCUUUGGCUUCCUCCGAGGUAUCCUCUGCGUGUUUUGUGCGAAGGUUAUGGGCGCAGCUCUUGCAUUUUGGCUUGGAAGGGCUUUAUUCCGGAGCUUUAGUUGGGCGAACAAUACGGUGAAGAAGAACAAAUACUUCAAUGUUUUAAAUAAAGGUGUAGCACGAGACGGCUGGAAGUUUGUUCUCCUGGCACGAUUUUCGCCCGUUCCAUCUUAUAUUAUCAACUACGGUCUCGCAGCAACAGAUGUUGACUUCUUUGUGGACUUUCUCCUUCCAACGGUCGCUGGAGGCCUGCCUAUGAUUAUUCAGAAUACUUCGAUUGGAAGUUUCACUAGUGCUGCCACACAACUCGGAGCCGAUGGUGCUGGUGCGAAACCUGGGAUGUUGUCCUACGUUCUUCCUGCCAUCGGCAUUAUUUCUAGUAUAAUGAUCACGUGGAGAAUCAAGAAAUAUGCAACGGUUGACGCGUUCGGUUCAGGUGAUGACUCUUCAGCAGCUAUCAAAGAGAAAGAGAGAAUCGUUGUGAAGGAUAAAGGUUGGGCGAAACCAACUGGUGGCGAUAGCCUCGUGCAUCCCACUAUUCAUGGUCUUCAUAUGAGGACAGUCAAACAUCUGGCAGAGUAGCUAUGACAUCUGCACUUCCUUGUCCGGAAGGAAUUCUCUGCUUUCUAAUGUGAAUGAUGGGAGGAUUUCAAUAUGUGAAUGAUGGGAAGAUUCACCUAUGACUUAUCUCACUACUACUGCAAUUUGAAUGGGAAAGGAAUUCCUUCAAUUUCUUUAGAAAAACUUCGACUAAGGUUUGAUCAGAGUAGUACAUUCAGAAUGUAAAAGGGCGGAUUAAAUAGGAAUUAAUCGAGGGUAUUUACAAAAGAAGCCUCUUGCUCCUUCAAGCUACAGUGUUGUUAGAUACGUAAUUUUAACAAUGGUGUUUCUUGUGUAGAAUAGAAGUUGAGAUACUAGAAAACGGCAUCAUAAUGGAUAUCAUUUGUUUAUUCAAAUGAAUAUUGACUAAUACACAAAAGGUAUAAAGGAAUACUUGUUGAUUUUUGAUUUAAUCAAA
Physcomitrium patens is the source of this 1535-nucleotide messenger RNA. RefSeq lists its product as uncharacterized. The record is from RefSeq and is a predicted model, not a curated record. Lineage: Eukaryota; Viridiplantae; Streptophyta; Bryopsida; Funariales; Funariaceae. Gene Ontology annotation, cellular component: membrane.